UAGUUGCAUAAAAAAGGCAAAAAUCAAGCCAAACGCACAAUGAAGGUCUUGACUUCAACAAUAUUUAUCGCUUUCCUCUGCUUCCUGCUCGAAAAGGGCCAGGCAGCAGAAAUAUGCUACGGUGACCUCGGCUGCUUUGAAGAUGCGGGUUGCCAUGGUAACGUCUUCCCGCCGGAAUCCCCCGAGUUCAUCAACACCCGUUUCUAUCUCUUCACACGUCGAACCUGGAACUUUUCUCAGGAGCUAAUCCGAGAUGACGUCGACCGACUCCGAGCGUCGAACUUUGACCCGAAGGUGCCGACGAUGUUCUCGAUCCACGGAUGGAACUCGAAUGGGUUCGGGAGCGGAGAGAGGGAUAGGAAGAACGCGUUCCUUGAAGAUGCGAACGUCAAUGUCAUCACCGUGGACUGGCGGAGGGGGGCAAGUGGGAUCGUUUACCCCAAACAGCACCAGAACACUCGGGUGGUGGGGCGCGAGAUUGCCCUCUUCGCUCGCUUCCUGAACCUGGAGACUGGCAUGUACUUCAAGGAUGUUCAUCUGGUGGGCCACAGUCUCGGGGCACACACGGCUGGCUAUGCUGGCGCCUAUCAAAAAGGCUUUGGCAGAAUAACAGGUUCCGAUCCUGCGGGCCCGUUUUUCCGUGAUGACGAACCGGAAUGUCGUCUAGAUCCCACUGACGCCCUCUUUGUUGACGUCAUUCAUGGCGAUGGUAACGACAACAUCGGUCUGGGAACAUCACUUCCGAUGGGACAUCAAGAUUUCUACCCGAACGGCGGGCGUCACCAACCUGCUUGUCAAUACGGCAGCGACCUGGGCGGAUGUAGCCACGCCUACUCCUCCCGCUACUUCGCCGAGAGCCUCCGAUCCACCACCUGCAAAUUCAAGGCUUACCCGUGCCCGAGCUGGGCGGCGUACAUGAGUGGGUUAUGCCGGAGUUGCGGGGUCGGGGGCUGCUCCGAGAUGGGGUAUCAUGCGAUAGACCACAAGGACCUGCGGGGACUCUUUUUCCUGGAUACAAACCCUGAAUCUCCAUACUGCAUCCCAGAGCCCUGGGACUAAGGUUUCAGGCUGGCUUGUCUCGAUUGAAAGACAUCGUACCUCCGUCACACAGACUCCAAUCGGACCGACAUUAUGAAAUGUUUCAUUUUCCCAAACAGAAGUAGUACAAAUCAAAACAAAGUUAACACAAAUUACAUCAUUCAGAAGUUAAAUCAGUUACAAGUCAAAACUUCAUUAGUACAUUUUCUAAUUUAUCAAAAACAGUACACAGAAAAACAAUUUUAAAGUUAUAUAGAUGAUUUUGUAUAUUUCAAAACAAUCUAACAAUCCUUUGUAUAUAUUAUGAUUAUAAUUUUUAAAUAAAGCAUAGUACUACCCCUGAAGAUGGAGAAUUAUCAUUAAAACAAAAAGAAAAGGAAA
Strongylocentrotus purpuratus (purple sea urchin) is the source of this 1419-nucleotide messenger RNA. RefSeq names its product pancreatic lipase-related protein 2. Lineage: Eukaryota; Metazoa; Echinodermata; Echinoidea; Camarodonta; Strongylocentrotidae. Gene Ontology annotation, biological process: lipid metabolic process. The record is from RefSeq and is a predicted model, not a curated record. Bases 40 to 1059 code for a protein of 339 amino acids. Gene Ontology annotation, molecular function: lipase activity. The transcript is spliced from 5 exons.